AUGCAAAAGCUUCAUCCUAAUCAAAGAGCAGGUCAAGGACAAAUCAUCAUUCCACAAAAGAAGUUAUAUCGUCAAAGAGCACAUGUUAAUCCAUUUUCGGAUCAUAAUGUCGUUUAUCCAUCAAAACCUGAAUUGAUGGAUUGGCAUUUUCAUUUCCCAUCAAGGAUACCGCCAGGCAAAGAAAGUCUUGCAGAAGGAACUGCUAAAGUAGAAUUCGCGGAUAUUGGUUGUGGAUUUGGAGGACUUCUGUUUUAUCUUGCACCGCACUUUCCCGAUAAGCUGAUGGUCGGCAUGGAGAUCAGAACUUCAGUCACGCAGUAUGUGCAUGAUAAAGUUCAAGUGCUGAGAAAAGCAAGUCAUGCAUUGCAGCCAUCUCAAGAUAACCACGGCGAUACCAGCGAAUCAGCAGAACAAGGAAGUGCCAAUAAGAAGGCACGUCUGGAGGGCGAAGAAGGACCAUCAGAAACGGAGAUAAACACCUCAAUGGUGAAGGAUGCUCCCAAUAUCGCGGGAAGCUAUGAUAAUAUUUCAGCAAUGCGAGUCAAUGCAAUGAAACAUUUACCAAACUUUUUCUAUAAAGGACAAUUAUCCAAGUUGUUCUUCCUUCAUCCGGAUCCUCAUUUCAAACAACGUAAAUCCAAAAAUCGAAUCAUUUCUCCGACUCUUUUGGCAGAAUAUGCGUAUAUUCUACGACCGGAAGGUAUCUUGUACACAAUCACAGAUGUGGAAGAUUUACAUAUUUGGAUGGUGAAGCAUUUGACCGCCUUUCCGCUAUUUGAGAGAAUACCGGAUGAUGAUCCAUUUUUGAAAGAGGACAUUUGCGUGGACGCUGUUUGGAAUGCAACUGAAGAAGGACAAAAAGUUAUCAGAAACAAAGGUAGCAAAUGGUUUGCCGCUUUCAGAAGGAUACGUGAUCCGGAAAAUGAAGAGUCGAUAGAAUGA
This is a messenger RNA of Meira miltonrushii, 942 nucleotides long. RefSeq names its product putative methyltransferase. Gene Ontology annotation, molecular function: tRNA (guanine(46)-N7)-methyltransferase activity. The coding region runs from base 1 to 942 and encodes 313 amino acids. Lineage: Eukaryota; Fungi; Basidiomycota; Exobasidiomycetes; Exobasidiales; Brachybasidiaceae. Gene Ontology annotation, cellular component: tRNA methyltransferase complex. The transcript has a single exon. The record is from RefSeq and is a predicted model, not a curated record. Gene Ontology annotation, biological process: RNA (guanine-N7)-methylation; tRNA methylation.